AUGGCGAGCGCUAGAGGCAUGGCUCAGCUGGAGGAGGACGGAGAUGCUGAUGGGGCAAUGGUCGAUGGAUCUAACGCCCCCAGCCCCCAUCCUGGCCCGGUGCAUUGCCGCCUUCACCAAGUAUGGCGCGAGAGAGUCGGAUUCGAUUUCGAAACGCGUCCACACACCCAGUCGGACUCGAUCCCACCUUCUCAUAUAUUCACUCCAAUCCACGACUCGAAUCUCGCAAGGUUACGCUCUUACGCUGCUUGCCCGCAUCCCGCCGCCGCCAUGGCCAACGAGGAGAGCGGGAGCCCGCUCCGACGCUGGAGGCCGUUCUACAGCGCUUUCGGCGCCAUCGACGAAGCAAUCGAGGCAGCCGACCACCCGCGCGCCGCGUUCCGGGAGGUGAGGGUCCGGAUCGUCCAGCUGCUCCGGGGCGCCGUGGACGACGGCGUGGCCGAGCAGCUCUGCGCCGCGCUCGACGACGCCAUGGUGGAAGCGCUCCAGACUCUGCGGGUGGCGCCCGUCCCGCACGGUGCGCUGGCGUCCACCGACCUCGCAAGGGCCGUCGGCGCCCUCGGGAAGCACGGGUCGGCCCGGAUCCGCACCCUCGCGGGCGACGUCGUGCGCGGGUGGAGCACAGCCAUUGACGGCGCUAAAGCUACAGCAGAGGAGGAGCUCGACAAGCUCUCUGAUGAUCGGAUCCCACGCCAGGGCAUCUCUACAGCAGUCAAGAAGCCGGUCGACGCUCAAAGCGAGAAGAUGAAGGCCAAGAAGCUGAUUGUCACUCAAAGCGAGAAGAUCGAGGCUAAGAAGCCGGUCGCUGCUCAAAGCGAGAAGAUGGAGACCAAGAAGCUGAUCGUCACUCAAAGCGAGAAGAUGGAGAAUACUAAACGGAAGCUACGUGAGGGUUACGAAGAAGCCAAGAAGAUCAAACGUCUUCACACGAUUCAGAAGAUCGAGGAUAAGGAGGCACCAAAGCUUUUGGAGCAAAGCCAACGGAAGAUGCAUAGAGUUCCAGCAAGAUGUAGGAUCUCCUCAGGCGUUCGUCGUUCUUUGCUUCCCUCUCUUCAGCUGAUUUAG
Messenger RNA from Miscanthus lutarioriparius, 1065 nucleotides. The record is from the annotation of a GenBank genome assembly. Lineage: Eukaryota; Viridiplantae; Streptophyta; Magnoliopsida; Poales; Poaceae.